Messenger RNA from Oncorhynchus kisutch (coho salmon), 3374 nucleotides. RefSeq names its product transcription factor AP-2 gamma (activating enhancer binding protein 2 gamma) (gene tfap2c). NCBI's taxonomy places the organism in Eukaryota, Metazoa, Chordata, Actinopteri, Salmoniformes, Salmonidae. The transcript has 7 exons. Gene Ontology annotation, biological process: anatomical structure development; regulation of transcription by RNA polymerase II; regulation of cell population proliferation. Gene Ontology annotation, molecular function: RNA polymerase II transcription regulatory region sequence-specific DNA binding; DNA-binding transcription factor activity, RNA polymerase II-specific. The record is from RefSeq and is a predicted model, not a curated record. Gene Ontology annotation, cellular component: nucleus. Bases 755 to 2080 code for a protein of 441 amino acids.
AGUCGUUCGUUGAACGAAACUUGGAACGCAUCAAUGCAACUUUCUUGAUGUUUGUAGGAGGCAAUUCUCGGUAUUUCGCUGCAAGCUAUCCUUUGUAAUAAAGAGUUUUGGUUAUCCUCUGGCACUAAGCUUUGGAGUUGCGACUAUUUCAAGAUACAUAUUUGAAUUUCUGUACAUUUGACAUUUUAUUAAUUUCGCAGACUCUCGUAUCCAGAGCGAUUUACGCGCAAUUAGGGUUAUGUGUAUUGCUCAUGAGCACAUCGACAGAUUUCUCACCUAGUCGGCGAGGGGAUUCCAACCAGCGACCUUUCUGUAUUGUGUUAAUAAUUAGGCCUACCCUACACAAGUUUACGAUAGGCUAAAAUACGUUUAACGUUUAUAUGAAGGCCUAAGGAAUCCACAAAACACAUUUCAAAAUAAAAUGUAACUGUAGUUAAUUGAAAUGGAAAGAAACUAAAAUAAAUACGCCUAUUGGCUAUUCAGAAGCUCCUCUGAUGGUUUAAAUGCGUUUAUUCUAUGAAGAUACACUUCCAUACGCAUCGUUUAGGCUACCCUCGAAUGUGUAGAGAUAUGUAGGAAAGUCGAACAACCUUAGAGUAGGCCUAUCACAGGAAUGUGCAUAGGGUUUCACUCAGGUGUAUUACCAUGCAGGGCGCGUGCGCAUGACAAGAGAACCAGGUGAAUUCAGCAAUAUAGACUUGCGAAUUCUCUCUUUCAUAGCCUUUCCACUGGAAUUAUACCGCGAUCCUCACAGAUGUCUUUACUCGAGAGGCUCGAAUCAGACUGGCGGGAAAGGCACGACGGGAGUAGCAAUGGGAACCCCCGCUUACCUCACCUCCCCGCAGUGAGCCAGCACAUUUACAGCCCGUCGCCGUCCCUCUCCCACUCCGCCAACUCAGACUUCCAACCCCCGUACUUCCCACCUCCAUACCAGCCUAUAUCAUACCCCCAGUCCAGUGACCCCUACUCGCACCUCGGCGACCCUUUCAACAUCAACUCCAUACACCAGUCGUCCUCUAACCAACAGCAGUCAUGGCCGGGGCGACAUGGUCAAGAAGGACUGGGACCUCAUUCGCGAAGCGGACUCGCGAGCCAGAUUCUGGGCCUGGAUGGCGGCUCGUCCGGCUUGAGAAGAGAAGGCUUCCGUCGGCCAGAGCUGUUACCGCCUCACGCCCAUAGCAUUGAGUCAACCAUCAUUGGUGAUAACAUAGGACUGCAUGAAAUGGGCCAUGGCCUGGAUGAUGUUCAACAUGUAGAUGACCACAGUAUUAUAAUGGCAGAUCAGACAGUCAUCAAAAAAGGCCCCUUGUCCCUCCCCAAGGGCAACUCAUUGGGCCUGCCAUUCCAGAAGGAGUCCCUGUUAGGCAUGGUGUCCAACCCCACCGAGGUGUUCUGCUCAGUGCCUGGACGUCUCUCGCUUCUCAGCUCCACCUCCAAGUACAAGGUGACUGUGGCAGAGGUGCAACGGCGUCUGUCUCCUCCCGAAUGCCUCAACGCCUCUUUGCUAGGGGGAGUCCUACGUAGAGCCAAGUCUAAAAAUGGUGGCCGGUCAUUGAGAGAGAAACUGGACAAGAUUGGGCUCAACCUGCCCGCUGGAAGGAGAAAGGCUGCUAACGUCACCCUGUUAACUGCACUGGUAGAAGGAGAAGCCGUUCACUUAGCAAGGGAUUUUGGCUACUCGUGUGAGACAGAGUUCCCGGCAAAGGCCAUCGCUGAAUACCUUGGUCGACCACACGUGGAACGUAAUGAGGUCAACUCCCGCAAGAACAUGCUCCUUGCUGCUAAGCAAAUCUGUAAAGAGUUCACCGAUCUGCUGACUCAGGACCGUUCGCCUCUGGGGAACACGCGGCCGGCGCCCAUCCUGGAUCAGGGCAUCCAGGGCUGCCUGACCCACUUCAGCCUCAUCACCCACGGCUUCGGCUCGCCGGCCAUCUGCGCCGCCAUGACCUCCCUCCAGAACUACCUGAAUGAGGCCCUCAAACAGGUGGACAAAAUGUACCUGAGCUCGGGCAGCGACACGCAGGGCUCCUCCGACAACGGUAGCAAAGCCUCUGACAAAAUGGAGAAGCACAGGAAAUGAGGAAAUACUAUUCUGUUGGACUGUACAGACCCCACUUUCCCCUUUGGACUUCUAUGACAUCCAUAUGUAGAAGCGAAAAUGAUCUGUAUGAUUCCGAUUCUAGAUAUUUUUGUGUAUCCACCCAGUUGAAUUGAACAUUUUACCCCAUUAUGGCCAAUGUUUACAAGUUUAGUUUCUCAAAUAACACUGAUUUUGCCCGGCUACCACCUUUGGGCUGCUUUCAAUGCGAGAUCGACCUACCUUGGUGCCUACUGUAGUAGUGGGUGCUUAAAUUGUGCACAGCCAAAGGGUCUGGACUUAGUUGACAUGGGGUAAGGAACAGAAAGCAGACUUUGUUGUUUCCCUAGAGGACAUCAUUUCAAGAUGGGUUGCUGUGGCUGUGAAUUCUUUUCAGCUUUUUUCCCCUCUUCUGUCUGGAGGCAAAGCCACUGAUUUCCUGUGUCUCUUCCGCGGUGCUCAGUUCCCAUUGGACUUACCAAAGGACACUUUUUUUCUACGGAAGAGAAGAAAAUCCACUUCAUUCGUUUUUUAUUCAUUGCUUGAAUUUUCAAAAUGACUUCAAUGGGUACAGUGUUAUUGUGUUUUUUUCAUGGGAGUUUUUUUAGUAGGUCUGGAAAAAAAGCCUGUUUGUGUGUUUGUCUGUUUUCCCCAGAAACCUUAAAGGCGAUUUGCAAUAGCAGCCAUUCAGUGUUGGAUCAGGGAUGGUUACUCAGUGUUUGAUACCAGAUGGUUACUUGUGGGCUGUGACAAAAGGCAAUGGGCUCUUUGCUACUUUGAACCCUGUCUUUAAGUACUCAUACUGCCCAUUGGUUCCUUUAGUAUUUGUAAACUUUGCAAUGUAAAAGGAAUCAGUCCUGGACCAGAUUAGAUAUCCCUCACCUUCAGUACAAAAACUAUUCAAUAUUGAUGUUAAAUGUAUCCAACCCUUAUAAGACAUUUUCAUCUGAACUGUAUCUCUUUCAGCCAGUACGCCAGAAAGAGUGUAUGUGUUUCAUUGUUUGUGUGUGUGUCUGUAUGCAAAAUGUUUAUAUUUCUUUCGAGAAGUGUUUUUUUUUGUCCGUUACCUUUACCCUGAAUGUAAAUAUUUUCUAAUUGAUGUUGUAAUUUAAUGGGAUAUGUAAAUAAUGGUAUCAUUCUGGUGUAUGGCUUCACUUUUUACAAUGUGUUAAACUUUUCUAAAUGGGUUACUUUUUCUAAUGUAGAGGUUAGGCAGUGGGUAUGAUAUGCUUUUUGAAUAUGUGUAAAACUGUUUUAAAGUCCUAGGAAAAGUAAUAAAAAGACAACCCUGUUAUAA